UUCUCCUGUUUUUAAAAAAGAAAAUAUCUAUUAAUUUUUAUUUCAUUGGGAAGAUCGAGAUUCAAUCUAAUAAGCAGGUGUAAUCGCAUCUCAAGGCCAGGCAGUGGUCAGUUACGAGGACUAUCGGAUUUCGUACCUGGUCGGACGUCUGUCCUCAUUUUUUUCCGGAGCGUGUAAACGCGAUCUCAUUACCGAAGGCUUCUGGUCCGCAGUCGCGUCUCGACUCUCGUUGCAUGAGGAUGGAGCGAUGGGCCGGAAAGAUCGCCGUGGUAACCGGCGCCAGCGCCGGAAUCGGUGCAGCGAUCGUGCGAAGUCUCGUUAAACAAGGUAUGACAGUGGCGGGCUUCGCGAGGAGAGUGGAGAAAAUUAGGGAACUCGCUGACAGCUUGGAGGAUUCCUCGGGAAAACUUCAUCCCGUGGAAUGCGAUGUCGCUAAGGAGGAAAGCGUAGCUGUGGCUUUCGCGUGGGUAAAGGAUAAUCUCGGACCGAUAAGCGUUCUCGUGAAUAGCGCUGGUAUCACCAAGGAAUCCUCGCUCACAGACGGCACUUUGGAGGACUGGCGGUCCGUGUUCGACGUGAACGUUCUGGGACUCUGUCUCUGUACACGCGAGGCUGUACGCAUGAUGCGCGAGACGGCGGACGAGGAUGCUGUUGUGAUUCACGUGAAUAGUUUGGCCGCCGAAAGGGUGCCCUUUGUCCCGGGAUUUAGCGUAUAUCCGGCGUCAAAGCGUGCUAUCACCGGCCUCGCCAUGACUUUGCGGCACGAGCUUGCGGGCACGCGUAUACGCGUCACAAACAUCAGUCCCGGCUUAGUCGCGACGGAAUUCAUGGCUUCGUACAGCAUGUUCUCCCCGGAAGCGAUGGCAGCGGCGCCGACUUUGGCACCGGACGACGUCGCGGCAGCGGCAAUUUACGUGCUAUCAAAUCCUCCUCACGUUCUGAUACAGGAUGUCGUAUUGAGACCUCUGGGCGAAUCGUGGUAACUGGAUUUUCAAGAUGAAAAUACAUAAAAUGCAAAUUAGGACAAUCGUGCUUUUCACGUGCUUUUUACGAAACUAAUAAAAAAAAAACGGCAUCACUCACGCCUUCUCUUGUUGUAUUUCUUUUCUUAUUUACACAGCGCCGACGUAUUUUAGCAUGCUAGAUCAAUUAAAAAAUUAUUUAAAGUAAAAACUUAUACAAAUAUGUAAUAAAAUUCAAUACUUCAUUA
Messenger RNA from Wasmannia auropunctata (little fire ant), 1210 nucleotides. RefSeq names its product dehydrogenase/reductase SDR family member 11-like. Lineage: Eukaryota; Metazoa; Arthropoda; Insecta; Hymenoptera; Formicidae. The record is from RefSeq and is a predicted model, not a curated record. The coding region runs from base 234 to 983 and encodes 249 amino acids. The transcript is spliced from 5 exons. Gene Ontology annotation, molecular function: oxidoreductase activity.